Messenger RNA from Phasianus colchicus (ring-necked pheasant), 1467 nucleotides. RefSeq names its product regulator of G protein signaling 2 (gene RGS2). NCBI's taxonomy places the organism in Eukaryota, Metazoa, Chordata, Aves, Galliformes, Phasianidae. The record is from RefSeq and is a predicted model, not a curated record.
AUGGGGCGCGCGGCAGCCGGGCGGCCAGCGGGGCGAUGCAGAGCGCGGUGUUCGUUUCGCUGCCGCAGGACGGCGGGCGGAUGGAGCGGGGCAGCCGGCGGCGCGCGGAGCUGGACGAGGCGGACAAGGGCAGGAUGAUGAAGCGCACCAUCAUUAAAGACUGGAAGAAGAAGCUGAGUUAUUUCCUGCAGAACUCUUCCCGUUCUAGCAAAAUGAAGUCCAAUAAAGCGAGCAAACACCACACGUACUUCAGACCUUCCCCCGAGGAAGCCCGGCUGUGGUCAGAAGCCUUCGAUGAACUGCUGGCUAACAAAUAUGGUGUUGCUGCUUUCCGAGCUUUUCUGAAGUCUGAGUUCUGUGAAGAGAACAUCGAGUUCUGGCUGGCAUGUGAGGACUUCAAGAAAACCAAAUCCCCUCAGAAGCUGACACUGAAAGCAAAGAAGAUCUACAAUGACUUCAUUGAAAAGGAGGCUCCCAAGGAGAUAAACAUUGACUUCCAGACCAAGAACAUGAUAGCACAGAACCUCCAGGAAGCCACACACACCUGCUUCAGUGCUGCACAGAAAAGAGUUUACAGCCUCAUGGAGAACAAUUCAUACCCACGGUUUCUGGAAUCGGAGUUCUAUCAGGAGCUGUGCAAGAAGCCUCCCAUCACCAGAGCUGCCCAGGGGACAUGAGUGCAGAGCAAGGAGAUGCCUCUCAGCUACCAAGGAACCGAGCUGGCUUGGCAGCAACCUGACCUGAGAGACUGAGAUGGGAGCACUCAGUUGGUUUGCCACAGCUUAAGGACUGAUACUGACUUGGUGCAAAGCUGGUGGCAAAGGACACUGUUGGAAGGCAUUUGUGGCUGGCAGGAGUGCACCAGGCUGGUGAUGCUCUUCUUGGAGUGCUGCAGUAAAGGUGCCUCUAUGCAUCAAACUGAGCUGUGCCAUGUGACACACUCCUUGUCACAGCCGUGGUGUUGUACAGCAGGUCAGCACAGAGCUGCCCUUCUGCAAGCAGAAGCACAAGUCUGUGCAGUUGAGCAGUGCUGGGAACAUGAGUCAUGUAUAGAUUCUGGGUUUUUUCCUGAACAUCAACCAGUACUGCUGUCAUCAGUUCCUUGGUGUUUCAACACCAUUUGUUUAAGCUGACAUGGGCUGCAAAGAGAUAUACUGGGUUUGUGUGGUUUGCAGGCACUGCUUCCAUCCUCACUGCUGUGCAAGGAGGGGACAGGCAGUUCUGCUCCAGGAGGAAUGGGCUGUGCAGCUCAGCCUGCAGGGCUGGGCAGGGCAGCAGGGCUGCACAAGGCUGGGCAGAGGGCAAAGCCCAGCCAUGGUGAACAGGAUCUAUACAGUAUUAUAUUUAUAUAUGGAUUAUGAUUGUGUUGAAUACUGCAAUAUGUCAUAAUUCUGUUUGAGAUAGCAAGCUUCAGUGAAGUCUUACUGUUUUUAAUAAACUAUUUUGAUACAAAGCUGUGUUUGUUGC